This is a messenger RNA of Trypanosoma brucei brucei TREU927, 1074 nucleotides long. RefSeq lists its product as hypothetical. Lineage: Eukaryota; Euglenozoa; Kinetoplastea; Trypanosomatida; Trypanosomatidae. The transcript has a single exon. The coding region runs from base 1 to 1074 and encodes 357 amino acids. The record is from RefSeq and is a predicted model, not a curated record.
AUGCGCCGCUUAGCUACCGCUUGUUGCCUCUCGUGUCACUUUGGCCGCUCGCAGCUCACGUCUGAACGUUUCAUUCAUAUCACCCCGUUAGCUCUACUUGCAUCACAGAGCGACAAGCCCGGGUACUCCAAUGACGAUGCAUUAGGAGCCGAAGAUCCCUUUAGGGCUGUUGGGGAUGCGAUGAAGGACCAACAACGGCAGCUUGAGAAGAAUGAGGGGGGAAAGGGAGCACUACCUGAUGAUAUCGACCCAACGGCAUCGGCUCUUAACCGCCGCCGCAACCGCCGUAAGCGCACAGUUGAUACCAUAUUGGGUGAUGUCCUGCAUGAUGCGCUGCGGUUGCGGGAUAUGGGGCACAAACCAACCGCUGACUUUGUGUACAAACGCACGCAGGAGCGCAUGUACGAGGAGGAGUACGGGCAUAAACCGCCGAGUAAAUCGGAAAACGCAGCCAAAUACGUGCCGUUCCCUCCCGACUUUGGCCUACGGCGCCUGGUUCCGCUAGAAAUGGACGAUCCAUGGCCUCAGCGGGCCAUAACUCAGGAGAAUCCUGUUUGGACUCGUCGUCAAGUUGAAGAAGAUCGAGCGGCUACGGGGGGUGCAGGUUUGCGUGAGUGGGAGGCUAAGACAUUUGGGCCCCGUGAGGGAUUUGAUUCCACUGGGGAGUUAACUGACGCAAUGGACGAACUCGCCUAUUGGGAGGAGUGCUUUCUGCGCUUCAUUCGGGGGGCGCCACUGCCGCAGCGGCGAACGUUACCGCUUCUGCACGAGCAUUACAGGUACUUAACACACCGCCUCAUUCGGGCUGAGCGCCAUUAUAUAGCAACGCGGGAUGUGGUUCUGCUGAAGUGCCAUGCAUCUCCAUCAGUAUACAAAAUGAGUGAAGAUGUCGUAAACCGAGUCCGUGCGCUUUACUCGGAGACGCAUCGCUCGCUUUCGAGCCCCAACUAUGAUCCGGUGCGCAUGAAGAAGUCUGUUACCGGCCCUUUACUACAGAUGAGUGAGGCUGAGUUUGAGGAAUGGAAAAAUGUGCAGAAGCAUCGGAGGAAUCGUUUUUUGUCAGAGAUUCUUUAG